Molecule: messenger RNA, 2251 nt
Organism: Spinacia oleracea (spinach)
Lineage: Eukaryota; Viridiplantae; Streptophyta; Magnoliopsida; Caryophyllales; Amaranthaceae
Product: transcription termination factor MTERF8, chloroplastic
Exons: 3
Coding region: 209-1750 (513 amino acids)
Biological process (GO): regulation of DNA-templated transcription
Molecular function (GO): double-stranded DNA binding
Source: RefSeq, a predicted model, not a curated record
CGCAGUAUCAUCCGACAUCCGUGUAUGAAAAACCAAAAAAGUGCUACAGCGGAUAGAAUAAUAAGUUGCACCCACCAGGCCACCACAAAGUCACAGAAAGAAAAAGAAAGAGAGUAAGAGAGAGUUGGCGCCAAGUACACCUCAAACAAUUAUUGAAUCAUACAAAUUCAUACGGAGUAGUACUUCGUAUUGCAAGAUCUUUCUAAAGAUGGUUACUUUGAUGUCAUAUGCUUUUAAUUCUCAAGCAUUGAGUUUCCCCCCUCAAUUUUCUCUUCAUGCAACUCACACUGUUCCUCAUCAUCUUUGUUUCUCUCUCCUCAAGCUCACUUCUUCUGGGUUUAUCGGUGAAAAACGAGCUUUAUUCUGGCGAAUCUCAAUUCAGCAUUCCAGAAAUGUGUUCAUUCUAAGCAAAUCAAGUAGACAAAGUGGGGAUUUUACCGAAACAGGACAUAUCAUCCCAAUUUUUGAAGUUUUGGGUCUUGAUGAGAGAGUAACUCAGGAUAUUCUAGGGCGAAAUCCGAGUUUAGAGCUCUUACCUGUUAAGUUAAUUCGCAGUCGCAUUCAUGGGUUACUGUCAGUUGGGGUGAAUGAGCAUGUAUUAUCUAGGUUGAUUUCCAAAUACCCAGAUGUAUUAACAGCUGAAGAAGUUGGGUUAUUAAUAGAAUUUAUUCAUGAUGGUUUAGAAAACAAGAUUGAAAGUAUUCAGAUUGAGCGCCUUUUGAUGGGGAUAGAGCCUAGGUUUAUUGGUGGCUUUGAUAAAAAGGUUAAUUUGCUGAUACAAAAUGGUAUUCCUCAAGAAAAGAUUGCUCAUAUUCUCAAUAAUGUUAACCUUAGCAAGGCUAUUUGCCUCAAGUCAUGUGAAGAAAUUCAGAGAUUGUUGUCAUUUUUGAGCCGUUUUGAUGCUGUGGGUAUACUUGCUAAGCGCCCUGUGAUUCUCAACUAUGAUUUGGAUACUCAGUUAGUUCCGCGAAUUGGGUUUCUUCAAAGGCUUAGUGGAGGAGAUACAGAUGCUGUAGGAGAAGUAUUGAAUAGACUUCCUGCUAUUAUAACAUACAGUGUGGAGCAUCUGCAAAGUCAAGUGGAGUUUUUCAGAUCAUAUGUUGGGUUAACUGAUAUGGAAAUCUUCAAGAUUGUGCUUGUUUUCCCAAAUGUGAUGAGUGCUAGCAGACAGCGGAAAUUGCAACCCAGAAUUGAUCUUUUGAAGGAAUGUGGAUUGGAUUCGGGUGAGAUUUACAGGUUUUUGAUUAAAGCGCCAUUAUUUCUUGGUCUUUCCUUUGAGAAGAAUCUCUCUCACAAGUUGGCAAUGUUGGUAAAGAUUGGUUAUGCUCAUAGAACGAAGGAUCUUGCUAUGGGAUUAGGAGCUGUGACAAGAACAAGCUCGGAGAAUUUGCAAGAAGUGAUUGAUUUAUUUUUGAGCUAUGGAUUUUCAUCUGAUGAUAUAGUUGCUAUGAGCAAAAAGCAUUUUCAGAUACUGCAAUACAAUCCAAGGUCUCUGGAGAAGAAGAUGGAGUACUUGCUUGAAGAGAUGGAUCGAGAAAUAGGGGAACUUUUAUCUUUUCCUGCAUUUCUGGGGUACAAUCUUGAUAACAGGAUUAAGCAUAGGUAUGAACUGAAGAAGAAGGAUGCAGGUGAUGAAAUGUCUCUGAAUAAGCUCUUGAGUGUUUCCACUAAGAAAUUCUCCAAAACAAAGAAGCAGUUGGCUGAAGUGAGCUGCAGUUUUGGUGAAGAGGGUGCUGACGACAUGCUGUGAAAUGGUGAUUAUUGAUCCUAGAAAUUUAUACCUUCUCCAAUCAUUGUAAAUUAUUGGAGUCUCUUUCUUCUAGCCAGUGGAAACCUCAUUGAGAAAUUUUCUAGGUUAACCCCACAGAAUGAAAGACCUAUGCAAUAUUCUGUUUCGUACAAGAAUGAAGAGAUCGUUUGCCUACUCAUAUCAGUUCAAGACUUCAACCUUAAAUGUUCCAGGUAUCACUAACUGCAGUAACAGGCUUGACCAAUCUAUGUCGCUCAAAGUGUGCACGUCCAUAACUCAGAGAUUUUACAUCUGGCAUAAACUUUUUUACGGCUACCAUACUUACCAAGCUUUAUGAUGCCUCAUAACUUCAUCGCUUUGGUCUUUUGGAAGUUGGGCAGAAAACUCGUGUAAUCCUCUAGUUCUAUAAUCUGGAUUGUUACAUGAGAUGUCUGAUAUUUGUUACUUUAUGUAUUACUCUGGGCUUUGAAUAUUGAAAUAGAGAAACAUUUCUUGUGUUAA